Molecule: messenger RNA, 1779 nt
Organism: Salvelinus fontinalis (brook trout)
Lineage: Eukaryota; Metazoa; Chordata; Actinopteri; Salmoniformes; Salmonidae
Product: sodium- and chloride-dependent GABA transporter 2-like
Exons: 15
Coding region: 16-1779 (587 amino acids)
Biological process (GO): sodium ion transmembrane transport
Cellular component (GO): membrane
Source: RefSeq, a predicted model, not a curated record
UCUCUUACUGGCAGGAUGGCAGCUCCUCUCUCCGUAGGCAGACAUGAGCCUCUCCCAGGGCCCGUGCAUUACACCCAACAGAGGGUCAAGGAGCGUGGCCAGUGGGAUAGUAAAAUGGAGUUCAUUCUAACUGUGGCUGGUGCUAUUAUUGGACUUGGAAAUAUAUGGAGGUUUCCAUAUCUUUGUUACAAGAAUGGUGGGGGUGCCUUCUUCAUCCCAUAUAUCCUGUACCUGGUGACCUGUGGCAUCCCUCUGUUCAUCUUGGAGACGGCUCUUGGACAGUACACCAGCCAGGGGGGCAUCACCUGCUGGCGGAAGAUCUGCCCGCUGUUUGAAGGAUUGGGCUACGCCGCCCAGGUGAUCACUAUAUAUGGAUGUAUGACCUACAUUGUGAUCCUGGCCUGGGCUUUCCACUACCUGUUUUCAUCCUUCUCUGUUGACCUGCCAUGGGCCAACUGUAAUCAUGACUGGAACACAGAUGCUUGUGUCAUAUUUGGUACCAAUAAUGUAACCAGCAAUUGGACUGUUCCCCUCCUGAAUACGUCAUCUUCAGUUGUAGUGUCACAGUUUUGGCAGCGGCGAGUGCUGCGGAUAUCGGAUGGAAUAGAAUCACUUGGAGGGAUUAGAUGGGAGCUGGCUCUGUGCCUUCUGCUGUCCUGGGCCAUCUGCUACUUCUGUAUCUGGAAAGGAGUGAGGUCUACAGGAAAGGCAGCGUGCUUCACGGCAACCUUCCCCUAUGUCAUGCUACUGGUGCUAUUCGUCCGAGGAGUGACCCUACCUGGAGCUAUAGAUGGCAUGUUCUACUACAUGUAUCCCAAUGCUACAAGGCUUGCUGAUCCACAGGUUUGGAUGGAUGCAGGAACCCAGGUUUUUUUUUCUUACGCCAUAUGCCUGGGAUACCUGACUUCUCUUGGAAGCUACAACAAAUACAACAACGACUGUUACAAAGACUCCUUCUACCUGUGCUUGUUGAACAGUGGGACCAGCUUCCUGUCUGGUUUUGCUAUUUUUUCCAUCCUGGGUUAUAUGGCUGGAGAACAGGGUGUGGACAUCUCUAUGGUAGCUGAGUCAGGUCCUGGCCUGGUGUUCAUAGUGUACCCGCAGGCAGUGUCCCUGCUCCCUUGUCCUCAGUUCUGGGCCGUGUGUUUCUUCACCAUGAUCAUCCUGUUAGGAUUGGACAGCCAGUUUGUCGGCCUUGAGAGCCUUAUGACCUCGGUAACGGAUGUCUACCCCAACGUCCUCAGAAAGGGCCAACGGAGGGAGUUACUGCUGCUGCUCAUCUGCUGCUGCUGCUUCCUGGUCGGGCUCAUCAUGGUCACAGAGGGAGUCCUCUACAUCAUACAGCUGUUUGAUCAUUAUGUAUGCAGUGGUGCCACUCUGCUACUCCUCUCCAUAGGCCAGUCUUUCAGUAUUGGAUAUAUGAACCCCAUAUAUGUCUCUGUCCAAGGUGCUGAACGUUUCUGUGACAACAUUGAGGAUAUGAUUGGCUACAGGCCCUCCUCUCUGGUGAAGUACUGUUGGCUAUACAUCACCCCUACUAUGUGCACAGGAACCUUUGUGUUCUCGCUGCUGAAGUACAGCCCUCUGAAGUUCAACAACACCUAUGUGUACCCGUGGUGGGCCUACGGGCUGGGCUGGUUCCUGGCUAUGUCCUCCCUCUCUCUCAUUCCCAUCACCAUGGUCUACAAACUGUACCGAGGACAAGGGACAUUCUGGCAACGCCUCCAGGCGAUCUGUCGGCCAGCAGAUGACCUUCCCAGGAUCAGGGUUGGGGUGUAA